CGGAGUGCGCUGCGGCCAAUGGCGUGGCUCUCCUGCAGCCAGACCCCGGUGUCUCCUCGCUUCAGUCCCGCAGAGUAAAAGUCACGUUGGAACCGAGAGGGGCGAGCGAUCCUCUUACAGCUGCUGUCAGACAUUCGAUCGCGUUCGCAUGGCGAGAAGGUAACUUGAUCGGCCAGAGGAAGGCUUGGCGAAACCAGGGAGGAGUGACUUACCGGGAAGGCUUGAAAAAUGUCUUCUUCUCUCAGAGAAGUCACAACAGCGAAUGACAUCAAGAAGGAAAAUGUAAAGUCGGACAAAGGAGAGUGCAUCAAGCUGCUCGCUCUGGACACCGCGGAGUUGUCUAUGGAGCGAAGCGCAACUUCGCACCCAGACACGGUCCACGGGGAUCUACUGGUGAGCGCCUCCUCCUCGCUGGCCUUUUCCCCGGAGCAAGUGGCGUGCGUGUGCGAGGCGUUGCAACAGGGAGGCAAUGUGGACCGGCUGGCCAGGUUUCUAUGGUCCUUACCGCAGAGUGACCUGUUACGCGGCAACGAGAGCAUACUGAAGGCGCAGGCCCUGGUGGCGUUCCACCAGGCCCGCUACCAGGAGCUGUACAGCAUCCUGGAGAACCACAGCUUCAGCCCCUCCAACCACUCGGCGCUGCAGGACCUGUGGUACAAGGCGCGCUACACCGAGGCGGAGAAGGCGCGCGGGAGACCCCUGGGCGCCGUGGACAAGUACCGUCUCCGGAGGAAGUACCCUCUGCCUCGGACUAUCUGGGACGGGGAGGAGACCGUGUAUUGUUUCAAGGAGAGGUCCCGGAACGCACUGAAGGAUCUGUACAAGCACAACCGGUACCCAUCUCCCGCGGAGAAGAGGAACUUGGCCAAGAUCACGGGACUCUCCUUGACUCAGGUCAGCAACUGGUUCAAGAACCGGCGGCAGCGGGACAGGAACCCGUCCGAGGCGCAGUCCAAGAGUGAGUCGGAUGGGAACCACAGCACAGAGGACGAGUCCAGCAAAGGCCAGGAGGAGCUCUCCCCCCGUCCCCUCUCCAACUCCUCCGACGGGACCAUCACCCACGGCAACGCCCCCCUCCACGGGGGGUCCCUGGACGGCGGCGGCGUGGUCAUCCAGCAGAUCGGGGACAUCAAGAUGCCCCCCCACUCGGGCAGCGGCGGCCUCUACAACGGGGGCCUGGGGAGCGGCAACGGCAACGGCGGCACCUUCCACACCGGCGGCUCGCCGUACCUCCAUGGCCCGGGGAACAUCCUGUUCAACGGGCUGAACCUGGGCCUGCAGCCGCUGGCCUUCAGCCCGCUGCGGCCCAGCGGAGGGGUGCUGCUGGGCUGCCCCGGGAUGGACAUGCAGAUGGGGCAACAGGGACAGGACAAGGGGCUGGGAGGGUCCCCCGAGGACUCGAACCUGCAGUACAGCCCCUACUCCGCGGGCUGCGGCAGCAGGGGGGACGUGAAGCUGGAGGGGGUCCACGGCAUGGGGGGGGUCCAGAACGGGGGCGCCUCCGUGCUGACCUUCAGCUCCUCGUCGGGCGGGCUCCACAUGGGGGGCUACGGCCUGGUGGGGGGGCCCGGUGCCGGGUCGGACGGGGACGGAGCCACGCUGCUGGACCGGGACGUGGGUCUUCCUCCCCUGCAGCUCCCCUCAGCCUCCUCCUCCUCCUCCAUAGCACAAGGUAACAUGCCGCUGAACAACGUCAGCUCCUCCUCCAAGGACUCCUUCCAGCAGCAGGACAAGCUGAGCAUGGCCCCGCUGCACCACAGCACCGUGCUGUACAGCAUGGGCGGCGGCGGCAGCCACGCCUCCAUCAAGAAGGAGCCCCAGGAGGGCGGGGGCGGGGGCGGGGGCGGGGGCUACGCCUCCUACCACCACGGCCUCCACCUGGACCCCGACGGGCAGGUCAGCUACGCCCCCGGCCACGGGGAGGGGCCCCGGCCGCGGCACAACGUCAGCUCGUCCAGCCCCGAGCCGGAGGUGUACACCACCCUCACGGUCAGCACCCCCCUCAUGGCCCAGACGGACCCCAACGGGCACCACCUGCAGCCCCACUCAGAGUACCCGUCGAGCGCCGCGCACCUGCUGGCCUCCACCAUGAACAGCGGCUACAUGAGCCUGUCGGAGGGCAAGGGGGAGGGCGUGCGAGGGGUGAGCGACAUGGUGCGGGCCAUGUGCGGGGAGAUGGAGGCGGUGGAGGGGAAGGAGCUGGCCAAGCUACAGACAGUGCAGAUGGACGAGGACAUGGCCGACCUUUAGGGGCGGGGGGGCAGCCUCUCUGCAAAGCACUCCCGUCCACUCCCCCCCCAAGCCCCGUCCGUGAAAUUGUGAAUCUUUUUACUUUUGUGUGUGUGUGUGUGUGUGUGUGUGUGUUUGUGUGUGCGUGUGUGUGCGUGUGUGUGUGCGUUGUUUUUUUUUACCAUUCAUUUCCUUGAAAUGUUAAAUUAUUUGCAGGCAUCGUGUUCCUUGGACUCUUCCGGUGCGCUGCGUACACACGAGCACAUUUGGUUCACACUGUGAGCCCCGCAUGUGUCGCCUCCUAUCUCGUCUCUAGAUUGUUUUUCAAGCUCUAGCCAUAAAACACAACGUUACAACUGUUACUCGUGCCGUGAAGUUGAGCCUCGUUUUAAAUGUGCAUUUUUAUAGACAACACCUGCUCGUUCCUGUUGAGUGGACGUGAUGUGCCGGAGCAGGUGUUGGAGCGCCCCAAGUCAUGUGACCGGGAUGUGGCUCCAAACUAAAUGCGUCACGCGGGUCAAACCAUAAAGGUCAUUCGGAAGGGGGAAAAGUGAAAGCAUCUCAAUGAAAAUAGUCGCUUAAACCACUACAGCUUUACCAAAGGGCUGCACACACACACACGGUAAUAGGUCUCGCAUUAGCACAAAAUGCUGUUGAUCUGUGCAAUGUCUUACCUCAGUGAGCACCUCGAUUACUUAACUCCUCCAGUGACUGGCAAUCCAACCUUUUGUUCCUUUUGGAAUCACCUGGGAAAGAAUCAAUUGUGUGUUGAUGUUAACGGUGAUAAAAACAACAAACUAACAUGAAUGUGCCUUUCAGCAACACAGAAUGUCCUGUUGCAUCGUUCCGUAUUGGUGUUCACUCCACCAUGAUGACACUUGAACCAAUUGGGACUGUAUGUUGUUUUAAGAAGCCCCUCUAUUGUGCUAGGCGGCUCAAACAAACACCCUAACCAAUGUAUGCAAUUUAACUCGUUGAAUCUCAUUCAAGAUCCAAAGAGUAACUGGCGAGACCAAGAAAUGAAAUGUGAUCAAAAGGUCAGACUAACAUUUGAUCGCUUUUUCACCGUCUAUUGUUUAUAAUCCUGCAGCUCAAAGUAUGUUAUCUAGGUUUGACAAAGCUGUCAUGUUACAUUUUGCAGUGUCUCUCAAACUGUUAAUAAAACAUAAAAGAUAUUUUUCCAAACAGCCCAAAGCGAUCUGCGGUGUGUCUAGGGACGUGUAAGGCGCUAGAGUGAGCAGCAGUGAGCCCGGCUGGAGUAGACACAACCACGCGCGUGGGUGGAUGUUGUAUCCUCUGACUCUACAUAUGUCCCGUUGCAAAAAAAAAAAACAGCACACUGAUGUCGUGAAAUAUUCGUGCCUUUGUUCUUUUCUUAAUUAUUAUUUGUAUGCAAAUGUGAUCAGCCC
Molecule: messenger RNA, 3638 nt
Organism: Gadus macrocephalus (Pacific cod)
Lineage: Eukaryota; Metazoa; Chordata; Actinopteri; Gadiformes; Gadidae
Gene: six4a
Product: SIX homeobox 4a
Exons: 3
Coding region: 229-2250 (673 amino acids)
Biological process (GO): regulation of transcription by RNA polymerase II
Cellular component (GO): nucleus; transcription regulator complex
Molecular function (GO): RNA polymerase II cis-regulatory region sequence-specific DNA binding; DNA-binding transcription factor activity, RNA polymerase II-specific
Source: RefSeq, a predicted model, not a curated record